Messenger RNA from Triticum aestivum (bread wheat), 2612 nucleotides. RefSeq lists its product as uncharacterized. Gene Ontology annotation, molecular function: ADP binding. The transcript has 3 exons. NCBI's taxonomy places the organism in Eukaryota, Viridiplantae, Streptophyta, Magnoliopsida, Poales, Poaceae. The record is from RefSeq and is a predicted model, not a curated record. Bases 1 to 2301 code for a protein of 766 amino acids.
AUGAGUGGAGUUGUUGAGCUUCCUGAACAGAUAGGGGAACUGCAGUUUCUUGAGACUCUUGAUCUUACCAAGACUUCCAUCAGAAGGCUGCCAACAAGCAUUCUUGGCUUAUGGCGUUUGGUAUAUUUACUUGUCUGUAAUGUGGAAUUGCCAGAUGGAGUUGGCGACAUGCAGUCUCUGGAGGAGCUUUCAGGGAUUCAAGUUAACACCACCAACUCAACAAAUUCACUGUUGGGUGUGGGACAGUUGACUAAACUGAGGAUUGUCCAACUAAUAUGGUCCAUUUCCGAUGUGUGCGGUGAUAUUAAAGGAUAUGAGGAUAAUCUACUCUUGUCGCUGAAGGAACUAUCCAAGCUCCAAUCUCUAAGCAUCGAAAGCAAAUAUGGUUCUUCUCUCAGUUUCUUGGAUUCUUGGUCACCUCAUCCUCAGUCUCUUCAGAAACUCUAUUUGAGCGGAGGAUAUUAUUUCCCCAGAAUUCCAGAGAGGAUAAUCUCGCUUGUCAACCUUGAUUUCCUCGACAUCAGGGUUUAUCAAGUGGAAGAGGAAAUGAUGAAUGUUUUGGGAUCCCUGCCAGCUCUGUUAGUUCUCAGCAUAUCAUCGCAGGUUGCAGCCGCAGAACAAAGGAUAGUGGUUCAGCCCGGGUUGUUCCACUGUCUGACGAAAUUUACACUCACUUGCUUGAAUAGUUGGACAGGGUUGGUAACCGAACCAGAGGCUCUGCCGAAGCUAGCAAGGCUUGGGCUUCUGUGCUACGUGCAGGGACAGAGAGAUCCUGUGUUUGGUGAUUAUGGCAUCAAGUAUCUCAGUUCUCUCAAAAAUCUCCAUGUUGAGAUCACCUUGGGGGACGCAGGGAUUUGGGAGGUUGCCACAAGAUCCUCUAACAUUCCGCCGCCACAAGUUCAAAUAUCGGACGGACAUAAUAUGGUGGAGGAAGAGGAAAUCAUCGAAGCGGUGGAGUCCUUGUCUACACACAUUGAAGAAGAAUCUACUAUCUACAAAGAUGCUAAAAUGCUCCCUAAGCCUCCCACCUAUGAUUUCAAAAGUUGGGGCCCACAACAUAUUGUGGGGGUGGAUGUGAAAAUGGAUUCCCAAUCUUCACAGGAAGGCCCAGAAGAUGAGUACAAGGCUGAGGCAGGGAGUAUCCAUUCCACCUAUGAUGGCAUGUCUCCGAGCGAGAAUUCAAGUAAGAGUCAGAAUAUUGCCAGCAAUGCUCAGAUGACAACUUCUUUUUCAACUGAAUGUCAAGUGUAUGGGAGGGAUGCAGAAAGAGACAAGAUAAUAGACCUGUUGAUAAAGGGGGAAUCUGGUGAUCUGAAUAUUUUGCCAGUGGUUGGUAUUGGUGGAAUUGGGAAGACAACGCUUGCUAGAUAUGUAUACCAUGAUAAAAGAAUUAAAGGUCAUUUCGAUUUGCAAAUGUGGGUCUGUGUAUCCACCAACUUUGAUGUAGUGGGUCUAACACUUCAGAUCCUAGAGCUUGUAUGUGAAGAUAGAUCGUAUGAGAAAAAAAGCAGCUUGAAUAAGUUGCAGGAGAUCCUUUUGGAGAAUAUUAGGAACAAAAGAUUUCUGCUUGUAUUGGACGAUAUGUGGGAAGACACGGACAGGAGUGGAUGGAUUAAACUCUUGGCUCCAUUGAAAAGUAACCAAGCAAAUGGUUGCAUGGUACUAGCAACAACUAGAACAAAAUCAGUAGCAAAAAUGAUACGAACUAUGGAUGAAAUCACAUUGAGUGGUCUGGAUGAAAAGGAGUUUUGGCUGUUCUUCAAGGCAUGUGCAUUUCGCAAUGACAACUGUGAGCAUCAUCCUUGUUUGCAAUCUAUUGGGAAACAGAUUGCUAAAGCACUGAAAGGCUGCCCACUAGCUGCACGAAGUGUUGGUGCACUUCUGAGCACAGAUGUUAGCUAUAAGCACUGGACGGCAGUUUGGGACAAAUGGAAAUCUCAUCAAGAAUAUCCUGAUGAUAUUUUACCCAUCUUGAACCUCAGUUAUGAUUAUUUACCAGUCCACCUUCAACGUUGUUUCUCAUACUGCUCUUUGUUUCCAAAGGACUACCGAUUUAAUGAGGAAGUUUUGGUCUAUGCUUGGAUGUCACAAAGUUUUGUGCAGUGCGAAGACCCUGCGAUGAGAUUGGAGGAAACAGGGCAGAAAUAUUUCGAUAGAUUAGUGGAUUUGGGCUUCUUCCAGAAGGAUGGCUCACUCUGUGUUAUGCAUGAUCUAAUGCAUGAAUUGGCAGUGAUGGUUUCAUCAAAUGAGUGUGCUACUGUACAUGGAUUGAAACCUGAGAGGUUUGACAAAAUACCAUAAAUUGGCAAUUCGACCAAGUGUUCGCCAUUUUUCAAUCAUAACUACUGCUUUUGAUAAAGAUGAAAAUAUCAAUUUUCCUAGUGAGAGGCUUGACAAAAUACCAUAGAAGGUUGGGCCUUUGCAAAAAAUUGAGGACCUUGAUGUUGUUUGGGUGAAGCAGCAUAAAUAUAUUAGGGUCCAUACGUAGUUUAUGCAAGGAGGCAAAAUGUUUACGGUUCCUAAGAAUCUAUGUGACAGGUGCUGACGUCAGCUCUAUAAACAGUUUGAUAAAUCCAUGCCAUCUUCACUAUCUUGAAUAUGUUUGUGUAUAC